Messenger RNA from Labrus bergylta (ballan wrasse), 1312 nucleotides. RefSeq names its product C1q and TNF related 2 (gene c1qtnf2). Gene Ontology annotation, molecular function: protein binding. The record is from RefSeq and is a predicted model, not a curated record. NCBI's taxonomy places the organism in Eukaryota, Metazoa, Chordata, Actinopteri, Labriformes, Labridae.
UAUUGGAAAAUCGUGUCGAGAAGUUUGUGCACGUUCAUGCAAAAGAAGGACUUGGACAGAGCAGGAAGAUGCCCAUAUGUCAGCUGUGACCAUCAUGCUCCAGAUAUGUGUGACCUUCUGUUUGCUGUCAUCUGUCUUCUCCCAGUCAACGUCUACCUUACCCAAGAAGGGUCGAAACUUCACCAUCCACUCCUCUCAACUGGUCUGCAGUUUGCCAGGCCCAGCAGGGCCACCAGGGAACCCAGGCCCUGGAUCACCAGGGGCCAUGGGUCCUAUGGGGCCCCCUGGGAAGGACGGCCUAGAUGGGAAGGAUGGAGAGAGGGGUGAAAAGGGAAAUGGAGGUGAUCCAGGGAGGACGGGGAACCAAGGUAAACCAGGUGUGAAAGGGCGUGAGGGUGUCAUUGGCAAGGCGGGGCCUCGGGGACUGAGGGUCAGGGGGUCACCAGGGAUCACUGGAAAAAAAGGACAAAAAGGAGAGUUAGGGGACGUGGGCGAGCAAGGAGAACCUGGAGGCUGUAACUGUGCCGGUGCAGCCCGAGCAGCCUUCUCUGUGGCCAUGACAAAGAGCUACCCAAAAGAGCGACUGCCCAUCCGCUUCAGCAGGAUCCUGCUGAACGAGGGGAAUCAUUACAACGUCAGCAGUGGGAAAUUUGUUUGUGCCAUCCCGGGGGUGUAUUAUUUCACUUAUGACAUCACUCUGGCUAAUAAACACCUGGCCAUAGGGCUGGUCCAUAAUGGACAGUACAAGAUCAAGACUUUUGAUGCAAAUACAGGGAACCAUGAUGUGGCAUCUGGUUCUACUGUCCUCCACCUGGAGCAGUCAGACCAGGUGUGGCUGCAGAUCUUCUACUCUGAGCAGAAUGGACUUUUCUUUGACCCUUUCUGGACGGACAGCACCUUCACUGGUUUUCUUAUCUACCCCGACCAGGAAUAUCUCAAUGAGUCUGACAGAAAAGCUAAUGCUCAGGGUGACAGUUAAAAUCCUCCUCCAGAUAGGUGUUUGUUUUAGACCAGUAAUUGGCUAAACAUUAAAUCUAAAUGAGAAACCGAUUUUUUGUUUUAAGUCUGCCCCACUUGGGUAGACCAGUGUAUUUCAGAUGUUUCUAAAUGUUGACACCAGAGGGCGCAAAAGGAGAAAAAAAAACAGCCACAGUUUGGAAACCUUUGAAAUUAUUUGACAUGAGAAGUUGGCUGAAGAAUCCUUCAGAGUGCUUUGUUGCGGACAGUUUUAAUAUGCUGUAUUGUUUUUAACUAUACUAUGCAAAGACAAUAGGCUACAGUUGAUAAUGACAUUAAACCUGCCCACUCAGUC